Drosophila kikkawai is the source of this 1093-nucleotide messenger RNA. RefSeq lists its product as uncharacterized. NCBI's taxonomy places the organism in Eukaryota, Metazoa, Arthropoda, Insecta, Diptera, Drosophilidae. The record is from RefSeq and is a predicted model, not a curated record.
CUAGACUAUAAUUCGGUUGAUAUUUUAUUAUUAUUAACGAUUUACAAUGAAUAUAUAGCAUUAAUCAAAUAAAUAUUCAGUUCCCGUGCUAUAUCAGCUAUAAGAAAUUAUCCUGCUAUCCGAAAAGCACUUCUCCUAGUGCCGUUUCUACUAUUUUCAAUUGGAAACUAAGUAAAGUAAAAUCGAAAUGGAACCCCGGGAGAUCAUUCGCUACACACCUGAAGACAUUGUCAAGCAAUCCGAGUGUCCCGCCUGUGGAAUAGAUAUGUCCUCGCUGAAAAAGCCCUUCAGCCAUGCCAAAAAGUGCUUCAGCAUCAGGCGACCGGGUCCUGUCUACAGGAUUUUCGGCUACGAGGAAUGUCAAUGCGGUUUGCUCAUUCAUGACGGAUCAAAAGCCCAAAAACUUCAUAUUUGCAUGGGUAAAAUUCCUCCCUAUGAUCCUCGUGUAGGAAGGCAGGCCUCCCCGUCACCCGAUCAAGUCCCUCUGCCUGCUUCGGAUCCAGCGCCUGCGGCUCUGCCCCCGCCCGCGCCAAAGAACCGGCCAGACAAGAUCCUGCAGCCACAGAAAAAAGUUUGGGUUCGCAACUUUACCAGUCCCAUCAAGCAGAAAUUCGAAGAUAUUAAAUUGUCGGGCAUUUGUAAGCCUAAGCCCAAAUCGGUGCCGCGAGUUCGCAACUUCGACACGCCAUCCAGAGCUGCAUCGGACGAAGUCUGUGUUUACUCCAUAAUUCGGAAGGAUGAAUCCAUCUCAAUCGCCGGCGGUUUAGUCAUUAAGGAGAAACAAGAAACUAAGGAAAACGUCAUAAUCAAAAAGCGAUCCUUGCGCCUUCCAGCGCUAAGGAAAAGCUGAAAAUUAUGAGUUUAUUUAAGCAAACAUUGAACCAUCAUUAGUUUUAGGCUAAAGGAACAUUCGGUUAAGGUUAUUCGUCACCUUAAAUUAUCGAAAAGGCUUACUAUCUAGUAUAGUUUUUAUUUCGAUUCUAUAACAUGUAUUUCCAUAUUGGGAAACUGACCCUUAAAAAGUAUAUAUACCUUGAAAACGGUUGUAUAUUACGGAAUAUGCCAAUAACUAUUAAAAAAAAUGUUAAUUUUA